This is a messenger RNA of Strongylocentrotus purpuratus (purple sea urchin), 2567 nucleotides long. Its product is annotated as RING finger protein 151. Gene Ontology annotation, molecular function: zinc ion binding. The record is from RefSeq and is a predicted model, not a curated record. The transcript has 5 exons. Bases 579 to 1745 code for a protein of 388 amino acids. Lineage: Eukaryota; Metazoa; Echinodermata; Echinoidea; Camarodonta; Strongylocentrotidae.
GAUGGUGAUGUUGGCGGUGGUGUUGGUGAUAGUGGUGAUGGUGGUGGUGAUGAUAAUUAUGUUGACCACAGUGGUGAUAGUGACAAAAUUACCGUCGAAUGAAAGAAAAUUGGAAAAGAUUUACGCUAGUGAAGAAGAGCAAAUAUUAAAGUAAAAUUAUACUGAUACAAUUAGUGACAAGUAAGAGCCAAAAUAAAGCAAAGAAUAAGAAAAGAGCAGAGAUAUAUUACUCCAUGUCGUCUAGUGUUCUCUUGAAACUCAAGACUAGCAUCCGAUCCUGUUUCCAUCGUGCACUCGCUCUAGGUCUCGUUUAAGGUCAAGUUAGGAUAGGGUCAUGUCUCCCAAGAGUGUUGCUCUCGAGAGCAACCCAGGUCAGAGGGCGUUCACAUCAUACAUUCUCAAAAACACAUUCCUCUCCGUACUUUCCUGCAAACAUAAUACCUCAUAGCAUUCUAACUGGGCCUAGGCUAGAUUCUGCUCUACCGGCAAUCUACUUUUCAUAUAGAAUGGGGAGGGGAUGUUGUUACUAUGCAGGGUGGAAAACAGAAAAAUAUUUUUGUCAGGGAUGGAGAUGCUGAAUGAUAUGUUGUCUGGUUGGUGGUUCGGUGGUUGCUCAAGGUUGGAUCAGAUCCGUCGGCCAUGUAUCCUCUAUUUUAUCAAUUAAACCUCGAUCAUCUGUUUUUCAUGUGGUUACCAGGGCCUGGUCUGUGUGUGAUUUAGACGACUUAGACUGUCUUGUUGACUUGCCCUCUUUCAGUACCGAUGACAUAUCAACGCAGUACGUCCCCGCACACUCUUCAUUGUCAAGUCAGUCGGAGUUAUCCUCUCAGGAAUCACUUGUGGAAACUGGUAGCAUUCCACCAACGUUUUGGGAUAUACCUCUUACUAGCCCCGUUUUCACUGAACCUAUUCGAGGGAUGGGUUACGAUCAGGAUCGGUUUGUAGAACCAAUCAAGGAUGGUCUCAUGUGCGGCAUCUGUAAGGAUGUGCUGGAAGAACCACUUCAAGCUCCGUGUGAACACGCCUUCUGUGCAACAUGUAUCCACGGCUGGUUAGUACACGAGAGGACAUGCCCAGAGGAUAGACAGAGUCUAGAGGAAUGUGACCUUCGACCUUUGUUCCGAUAUAUGCGCAAUGACCUGAACCAACUUCGACUUCGAUGUGUGAAUGCAGACAAUGGGUGCUCUGAAGUUUGCAGUCUCGAGGUCAUUAGCCGACACGAAAAUGAAUGUUCCUAUGGUACCGCGGAAUGUCCAAACAGAACGCGAGGUUGCGAUGAAGUUCUGGAGCGUCGCCUCUUAGAUUCUCAUUUGGCCACUUGUAGCUACCGUAGCUCCAAUUGCCCAAAUGGAUGUGGGCUAACUAUUCUCAGCUCUGAACUUGAAUCCCAUAACUGUGUGUCUGAACUUAGAACCGAGCUUGAGCUGUUGAGAUCGGAGAUGAUUUGUAAGCAAGAAGAACUAAGACAUGAGAUGCAGUUGAGGCUAGACUCACAGAGGGCCCAUAUGGUUGAAAGAGUAGGCACCAUGCAUCAGACAAUGAAUCAACUCAGAGGAGACAUCACCAGCCUCCAGCAUGAGCUCCGUGUGAUGAACGCCCUGGAGACUCAGCGGGGCCAGCACAUGGAGGCACUGGAGCUGGAGCGUAAGGAGCUGAUGGAGCUUCUUAAGUCUAUCAAGGAGGGGGAGACGGCCCGUAAUACGUGCAGGGUGUGCAAGAGAACGGAGAUGAUCACAGCUCUAUAACACAUGGUCUACACCACGAAGUCACUGAGGCCACAAUAAUUGCCAUUACUCAAUCCUCAAGAUAUAGCUGCCAUUCACUUGGAAGUGUUACCUCAUUAAUGUAGUAUAUGUAAUCUUUAAUUAUAUUAUACCUCUUAUGCCAUACAUUAGGGACUUUUAGAUUCGCACGAAGACAAUAGGUCUAUGCUACGAUCGACGUCCUUUUAAAGCACUGCCGUGAAUGGAAGUACCACGUAUCAGUCCACGCAAAUCUAAAAGUCCCUAUUAUCUUACAAGGAGGCCUCAGGAAUGGGAAAGCCCAAAGCGGAUGCGGUUUAUCACGAUUUAUUUUUAGAAAGCAAAAAAUGAAUGUGUAAACUGUACGGGACCGACAAAAUAUAUUUUAGCUUUCAGACAUAGAAACUAGAAAAUCAAUACCAACUGCUCAGCAAAUAAUUUUACCCUGUUCGUAUUACAUAGUAGUUACCAUGGUUACAAUAGAUGCGUUGUUGCUAGCUCUGGUCAGGUCUCUCACGUCAUGCACAUACAAGUAAAGAUUAUAUGACUAACAUUUGAUAGAUAUAUUUAAUCAUACACACUAAUAUGUAUCAUUUAAUUAUAGCUAACGAAAUUGAUGGAUUGUGGCGAAUUAUUAGAUUUCAUAUUUCUUUCUUCUUGCCAUCCUCAAUGAAUAGUGAAUCAUACGUUUCGGGAACUGCUUUAAAGGGAUUUUAAAACUAAAAGGAAGAGAGGGAUUAACAUUUAGUACUCCAAACGUUAAAGAGAUAGCCUAGGGGUGCAGUUGUAUAAAGUUGUAGUCUUUUAAACCUAAAGCCACGGAGU